AUGAAAGGCAGCGAAUCUCCUCCCGCUAGCCUGUCAACUCUACCGGUUGAGCUGGGCCAUUACAUCGCCCGCUUCCUAGCCAAUCGCGACAUCAAAUCGCUACGCCUCACAUCAUCUUCACUACGCGCUCGCUUCACCUUGCGUUUAAAACGAGUCUUUAUUUCGGCAAGCCCUCGUAACCUCAAGGUUGUCAAAGAAGUCGCAGACCAUGAAGUCUUUCGCCAUGGUGUGACCGAGAUAAUAUGGGACGAGAGCGAGUUCCAGUAUACAAGUAGUAAAUUGAGGACGCGCGAUUGGGAUUGGGGGUAUUAUCUGGAUUCGUGCCGUGAAGACAUUUGCGAACUGGCCGGAGGCUGGACGAACGCCGAUCUGACAGGUCGGCCGGAUGAUGCUACUCGUCAACUUGCGGCAGCCAUGUCACGGGACGAGUGUGAACAACUCUAUUCUGAGUUAGCGGACGAGGAAGAGUGUAUACUCAAGUCUGGGGAGGAUAUCAAAGUAUUUGAGUAUGCCCUCGACAGAUUUCCUCUGUUACGUCGGGUAACUAUCUCGACCAAAGCUCAUGGGAGAUUGUUCAUGCCCAUGUACGAGACGCCCAUGAUUCGCUCGUUCCCGUAUGGUUUCGUAUAUCAUUUGCCAGAUUUAUCUGGUCAAAGUGUCUAUGGCUAUGAUUCGAGCUUGCUGUGGGAAGAUGAGCAAUCUGGGAAUAGACCAAAGUACACUGUCCACAGGCGCGGCGUCUGUAGCUCUCUGAGGAUGCUUGCAAGACAUGAAAGGCACAAGGUCUCCGAAUUCAUUAUCGAAGAUCUGACACGCAUUAACUCAGUUUCCAAAUUCGACAACAAAGGCUACGCACUUGCGGACUUGAAGUCACUCAUUCAGAGGCCCGGCUUCAGUCGAUUGCAUCUAUUUGCCGACGACCCAAAGGGGCACGAAAUUUUGGAGAAGGUCGAAAAUCUUCAGAGCCUUCGUAUUUGCGGCCGGUGGAGCGAUGCUUAUUUGCAAUUUCCAAGAUGCGUGAUGCAAAGCCUUCAAAACCUCGAGUUAGACAAACUCGAACUGGAAGCACAUAACUUCAUGACAUUUGUAGGACCCUUGAAUUCACUUCGUUCUCUGCAGCUGCGUUAUGCUAUCUUUUCGCGCCAGUACGGGGUUGAGGAGGAAACGGACCCGAACCCGACGGGAAAUCCACACGAAUUUCUCAAUGCAUUGAAAGAAAAUGAUUGGUGCAGUCGGUCUUCGCGGCCAAAGGUCACCAUUGAGCUUGUCGAUGGUUCCUGGUAUGAAGGUCAGAUGUUGAGACUUGACUCAGACGUCGACGAGUUUCUGUAUGAGAAUGGAGAAAAUCCAUUUGUGCCAGACAAGUUUGAGGUUUUUCGUGGGCAUUCGCAUUUCGUGUCUCAAGAUAUGGAUAAGAUAUGCGAGGGUAAAGGAAUUGAGGUGGAUGAAUAUGAUCCCGAGUAUGAGCGACCGAAUUUUGACGACGAGACACGAGAACGCCUGGGAAUAGCCUCGACACACUACAGAAGGGAUAAGCCCUGGGGUGAUAGUGAAUGGGGGCCUCAAACAUGCCCCAAAUUGGAAGAACAGGACACAAACCCUCACUCUGAAGGGCCACUUGAAUUGGCGCAGACGUUUGGGGAGACUAUGAGACUAUCAUGA
Messenger RNA from Fusarium poae, 1662 nucleotides. RefSeq lists its product as uncharacterized. The record is from RefSeq and is a predicted model, not a curated record. The coding region runs from base 1 to 1662 and encodes 553 amino acids. The transcript has a single exon. NCBI's taxonomy places the organism in Eukaryota, Fungi, Ascomycota, Sordariomycetes, Hypocreales, Nectriaceae.